Molecule: messenger RNA, 3214 nt
Organism: Triticum dicoccoides
Lineage: Eukaryota; Viridiplantae; Streptophyta; Magnoliopsida; Poales; Poaceae
Product: kinesin-like protein KIN-8B
Exons: 16
Coding region: 609-2744 (711 amino acids)
Biological process (GO): microtubule-based movement
Molecular function (GO): microtubule binding; microtubule motor activity; ATP binding
Source: RefSeq, a predicted model, not a curated record
UUAUUCCUCCCCCAUUAAACCACCACCUCCGUCUCCUCCCUCCCACCACCGCCUCCUCCUCUUCAUCCCCUGAAUCCUCUUCGUACGCCCGCCUGCAGCCCCGUCGUGCCGCCCACCAAAUCACACACGCGCUCGACCUGUGGCCGUGCUGCCAUUUUCUUCUGUGGAUGGAGUAACCGCCGUUCCUUCCUUCCUUCCUUCCCCGGGCGCGGCGAUUUCGGGGCUCGCAUUUUGGCGGAGGGAGCCGGCCUCCGGCGGCGGCAUUUCUCCUCGACUCCUCCGGCAUUCGGCCGUGUUGGCCGGCGGCGGCUCGGGUUGGUUUGGUGGUGGACCGGCGAGCAGGGAGGCCACUGCAGCGGCAGUAGCGGGCUCCUUUUCGCGGGGCCCCUUUUCGCCGCCGCCGCGGCAGCUGGUGGUGCUGCUGGUGCGGUGGGGAUGCGCCUCGCCUUUUUGCCGCCCCCGUGUGGCGUGAUUCCGAAGGGUCGUGGGCGUGGGCGCGGCCGGGUUGGCUUGUGCUAGAUUGGCACCGCAUCUUCUGGGCGAAGGAAGGGAGGGAGGUCGGCUGGGCUGGGGGCCAACCCCCAAAAGGAAGAGGAAGGUUCCGCGCAAUGCCCACCAUCCGGGCUCCGGCUUCCAGGCAGACGGCCACGCUGCAGGUGGCUGUCAAGUGCAGGCCACUGACCGACAACGAGAGCCGGCGCUCGCGGCACAUCAUACAAGUAAUUGAUGACAAGAAUGUAGCUGUGUUGGACCCUGAUAUCUCCAAGGGCUACCUGGACCUCAUCCAGAACCGGACCAAGGAGAAAAGAUACAGCUUCGAUCACGUGUACGCGCCUGGAUGCUCCAAUACGGAUGUUUAUAAGAAUAUUUCUCCCACAGUUUUGGGUGUAGUUCAAGGCCUUAAUGUGACAGUCUUUGCGUAUGGCUCUACUGGAAGUGGCAAAACAUAUACGAUGGUUGGAAGCCGGAGUGAUCCUGGUCUUAUGGUUCUUAGCUUCCGCACAAUCUUUGAUCAAAUAAAAAAAGAUGAUAGUUCAGAUACAUUUGAAGUCUCAUGUUCAUAUCUGGAAGUAUACAAUGAGGUUAUCUAUGAUUUGCUUGAGAAAUCCUCAGGUCACCUAGAGCUUCGUGAGGAUCCCGAGCAUGGCAUAAUAGUCGCUGGUUUAAGAAGAAUUAAGGUCCAUUCAGCAGAUAAGAUCCUUGAACUCUUGAACAUAGGCAACAGCAGACGAAAGACAGAGAGCACGGAAGCAAAUGCAACCUCUUCACGUUCACACGCUGUACUGGAGAUUACUGUAAGGCGCAAGCAGAAAGGAAAAUAUGGUAGUCAAGUUCUUCGUGGAAAGCUGGCCUUGGUUGAUCUUGCGGGAAGUGAGAGGGCUUCUGAAACGAACAAUUUUGGCCAAAAGCUUAGAGAUGGAGCAAAUAUUAACAAGUCACUUCUAGCGUUAGCAAAUUGCAUCAAUGCCCUUGGCAAGCAAAAUAAGAAAGGUCUAGCAUAUGUUCCAUAUCGCAACAGCAAAUUAACUCGAAUUCUGAAGGAUGGUCUCUCUGGUAAUUCUCGAACUGUUAUGAUUGCCACAAUAUCACCAGCUGAUGAUCAGUAUCAUCACACUACCAAUACACUCAAGUAUGCAGAUCGUGCUAAGGAGAUAAAAACACAUGUUCAUAAAAAUAUUGGAACUAUCGACAAUCAUGUUGAAGACUACCAGAGGAUGAUAGAGAAUCUCCAGGGUGAGGUCUCCCAGUUGAAAAAGGAAUUAGCUGAUAAGGAGCAUCAGUUGAGCGUAAAACCUACUGAAAAGGCUGCAGAUAAUGAGCUAUCUUGGCUAAAUGUCUUGAGCCAGGAAACUGGUGAGAAUGUUCAGGAACGCAUAAAUCUACAGAAAGCACUGUUUGAACUUGAAGAAACCAACAAGCGUAACCGGAUGGAGCUCCAACAUCUUGACGGCGCAAUCGCAAGACCACAGGUGAAUGAGAAGGAUUAUGCCCUUUUGCAAGCCUUAACAUCAAGGAGGCAAGUUAUUCUUGACAACAUCCGUGACAAUGAUGAAGCUGGUGCUGGCUACAGAAAGGAUAUUGAACUGAAUGAGAGUCGUAGGCGUCAGCUCCAAGAUAUGAUCGAGGAGGCUACGAGUAACAAUGGGAACAGGACUUACCUGCAGAUUCUCAGCCAAUACAGGCUUCUUGGAAUGAAUAAUGCUGAGCUUCAAAUUGAGAUGGCUAUGCGGGACCAAGUAAUACAUAACCAGAGGGAAUCUCUAAGGAGCCUAUGGAACAUUCUCUAUGGAACAGGGCUAAACCAGAAACAGAUUCUGAAGUUGGCUGCUAAGCAAGGCUUAACUGUGGAAGGCUGUCCUUUGCCUAGCUCGAGCCCUGAUGUUGCUACACCCCAUGGAAGGCUACCACCAUUCAUGUCGUUUCCUAGUCCACAGUCACAGUCUUCUUCUCCAUCUAGUUGCUUUUUCCAACAAGGUUUCAGCACCAUGUCUGUUCUCAAAAAUCAACAUGAGACGCCUACCAUCUGUAGGCAGGAACAUCUCAGCUCUUACUACAUGAUGUCUGGCUCCUCGCCUUAUGCUGGUGAUGGAAAACAAUGGGCAAGUGGAGCGUCAACGCCAUACCAUUCUACCCCAGAAACGAAAAGCGAGCGAUCGCCCUGCAGUGGCGAGCUUCGCACCCCAUAUUCUGGAAUUGAAGGUUUCAGCAGGCAAAGGAAGGAUUCGUGCUCUAGAGAAAGGUAAAGAGGAAGGACAUCAAGAUUCAAGAAGACACACGAGUCAUGACUCACUGAGUCAACGCACACAAGCAGCUGACAUGGCUAUAAUACCAGCCUGAUGCCUGCAAUCUGAUAUGAUCCUCCUGUGUGCACAUCAUCUGCCGACACCGGCCGGCCGAGUUCCUGGAUCUGAUAAGAGGAUGUUACUGGUAGUUUAGGCCAAGCUGUUGCCAUGCCCUAGGCCAUGUUCAUGGUCAUUUUGGUGCCUCUAGAUGUGUGUGACAUGGCGCACUCCACUCCUGUACAGUAGUUGUUAGUCUCUCCUGUAGUCAGUCCUGCUGUACCAUGUCUCCUGUUAGUCUGUUGCCUUGUAUAGUGUAUGCAUCUGUUGGGGCUGAAUCUACCUUUUGGGCCAAGAAUCCUGUAAAUUUGCUGCGACUCUUAACCCUUCAUCAAGCAAGUAAAGCCCGCUCCGAGCACGGUGGUCGCUACUAA